Phyllostomus hastatus (greater spear-nosed bat) is the source of this 2118-nucleotide messenger RNA. Its product is annotated as N-acetyllactosaminide beta-1,3-N-acetylglucosaminyltransferase 3-like. Gene Ontology annotation, cellular component: membrane. The record is from RefSeq and is a predicted model, not a curated record. Gene Ontology annotation, molecular function: N-acetyllactosaminide beta-1,3-N-acetylglucosaminyltransferase activity. NCBI's taxonomy places the organism in Eukaryota, Metazoa, Chordata, Mammalia, Chiroptera, Phyllostomidae.
GAAGUCUCUUCCUGCUGAUCUAAGGGACACACGGGAAUGGGAUCUGAGAUUCAAACCCAGAGGCUGUGAGCUGAUUCUUCCAAAGUAGAGACGACAGAGGAGAGAAACAGAGGAGGUGCAGACUGGACCAUGUCUGGGGGUGCCAGUGGGGACAACGAGGAGACCCCAGACCAGCACAGAUCUCCUGAGGAAGGCUGAGGUGGCUCAGGAAAAGUGCUCGGCCCAUCCGGAUCUUCAGUGGCUGCUACUUUCCCUGGAGCCGCCUGGGGAUCUCCUCGGAUCAAUCGCAAACCCUGCAGUCCAGGAUGAGGUGUCCGAGGUCCUUGCCACAGGUGGGCCUGGCUCUGGUGCUCUGCACCUUCACUCUCCUCUGCCUCCUCCUCAGUCUGCACCUGUCACCACCAGUGCUGCCCCCUGCCAGGGAACUGAAAGAGCCACUGGACACCCCCGCGGCUCUGAUCUGGCUCCCCGAGCCAACCCUCCCCACCACGCCGGCGCCCUGCAGGGCCAACACUUCCCUGGCCCAGCUGCCAGACUUCGCUGAGCAGCCAAAGCACGUGCGCGACUUCCUGCUGCACAGACACUGCCGGGACUUCCCGCUGCUGCAGGACGCGCCUCUGAGCAAGUGCGCACAGCGGGUCUUCCUGCUGCUGGUCAUCAAGUCCUCGCCGCACAAUUACGAGCGCAGGGAGGUGGUGCGGCGCACUUGGGGCCGAGAGCGGGCUGUGCGGGGCGGCUGGCUGCGCCGUCUCUUUCUGGUGGGCACAGCCCAAGAACCGCACGAGGCCCACAAAGUCAACCAGCUGCUGGCACUGGAGGCGAGGGUUCAUGGCGACAUCCUGCAGUGGGACUUCUACGACACCUUCUUCAACCUCACACUCAAGCAGGUGCUCUUCCUACAGUGGCAGGAGGCUCGGUGCAGCAAUGCCAGCUUCGUGCUCAACGGGGACGACGAUGUCUUUGCGCACACAGACAACAUGGUCUCUUACCUGCUGGACCACAACCCUGACCACCACCUCUUUGUGGGGCAACUGAUCCAGAAUGUGGGCCCCAUCCGGGCCCCCCAGAGCAAGUACUAUGUGCCAAAGAUAGUGACACAGGAGGAGCACUACCCGCCCUACUGUGGAGGUGGUGGCUUCCUGCUGUCCCGCUUCACGGCGGCCGCCGUGGGCCGGGCCGCCCGCACCCUGGACCUCCUCCCCAUCGAUGACGUCUUCCUGGGCAUGUGCCUGCAGCAGGAGGGCCUGAAGCCCGCCUCACACAGCGGUAUCCGCACCGUCGGCGUUAGGUCUCCCACAGCACGUUUGUCCUCCUUCAACCCCUGCUUCUACCGGGAGCUGCUGCUGGUGCACCGCUUCUUGCCCUAUGAGAUGCUGCUCAUGUGGAAUGCACUGAGCCAGGCCAACCUCACCUGUGGCAAGCAGGCGAGGGUCUAUGGAGGUGGUGCGGGGACCCCCUAGCCUCUAGGCUCCUGUCUCCACCCCCAUAGGAAGGGGUUACAUCUUCCUCCCGGAAAGCUGAGAACUUUGUCCUCCGAGGGCCCAAGGGAGUGCCUCAGAAUGUUUGCUAGAGAAUAUGAAUACUUUUGUGGCAAGCUCCUACACAACCUUUGAAACUCACUCAGUACUGCUCAUACCAUGUUCAUCAUUUUCCCUAGACUCUCAGCUGGAGGGACCAUCUCUUUCCAUGGCAGCUACUGGCAGAAGCACUUCAGCCAGGGUUCCAGCAGCUGCUGCUCCUUCCAGCCCCUUUCAGUCAAAGUCCCACAUCCCUGCUCCAACCUUGAUCACGGGCUGGACCUUAAACAGUGGUCAGCCUCUCCUUGGUAGUGAACCUGCAGUGGUUUAAUCAUGGGUGUAUUCUGGGUAGGGUUCAAGGCCAACUAGGAAUUCCUGGGUGCACAUGCAGCUGAAACAAGAAGCACUUUUCAGCCAGGGAGAAGGGUUCACCACCCUUCCCUGGGCCUUGGGCCCCUUGGAGGGUAGGAAUGGCCUGAGAGGCCAUGCACAGACCGCCCCCUCUGUGCCUGUAGCAUCAGGUGCUCCAGUGGCAGACACAUUGGGCAGGGGGGGAGGCAGCUAUCUUUUUCAGGCUAUAGUGACGCAGGGUCUGGGCCCC